Aspergillus calidoustus is the source of this 753-nucleotide messenger RNA. The record is from the annotation of a GenBank genome assembly. Lineage: Eukaryota; Fungi; Ascomycota; Eurotiomycetes; Eurotiales; Aspergillaceae.
AUGCAGAGAAACUUCGAGGAUCCUAUCUUGAAACAGCGAAUUGUGAAACUCAUUGUCGACAUCUCUGCUAAGGCUCUUGAUAAGACCCCUAAUUUCGCCCUCAAAGUCUUGGAGUACGUUCUUAUGACACGCCUACCUGAUCAGCCGGAGUAUCCGGCUUACGCAGAAGCUGUGAAAGAACUACAUGGGCUAGCUAGUCACGAACUGCGGCGGCUCGCGAGUCGCUAUGCUGAUUACUUUUCUACAUUCUAUGAUCUCUUGGAACCGAAGAUCCAGGAGAUCACGAUGGCUAACCGAGUUGAUGACAAACUUCACAUGGAAUUUACAUCAGUCCUCCUCAUCAUAAUGCAACGUGCAAACAACAUCGAGCCCUACCUACGCCAGACUCGGCUGGCCUCGUUUGUGGAGCCGAUAACACAGGCCUGGCAAGACGGUGAGCUGCGAAACAUGUCUUCCACGUUUGAGGGAUUCUGUAAUCUGCUCGGUUUGCAGAAUGUGGGGCCAUAUAUGCAAUCGAGACAAGCACAGAAAUUGGAGGAUUGGACAGAAGCAGCUCUUGACCCAGAGGGCAAGGCAGUGCAGGAGGAAAUGACCAGGAAGUUCCAGCAAUUGCCAUUGAGAGGCACGAAGACAAUGCUAGCAGUCUCAACUGAUAAGCUCAAGAAAUCAGAGCCAGCGUAUCAAGUUGCGUGCACACUUUGGCAUGAUGUUAUUCCAACUAUUCUGCCAACUUUGCUGCAGCUGGUUAGGUAG